Molecule: messenger RNA, 2112 nt
Organism: Syzygium oleosum
Lineage: Eukaryota; Viridiplantae; Streptophyta; Magnoliopsida; Myrtales; Myrtaceae
Product: 3-ketoacyl-CoA synthase 2-like
Exons: 2
Coding region: 536-1828 (430 amino acids)
Biological process (GO): fatty acid biosynthetic process
Cellular component (GO): membrane
Molecular function (GO): acyltransferase activity, transferring groups other than amino-acyl groups
Source: RefSeq, a predicted model, not a curated record
CGGGUAUUAAUAACUCCUGUACGCUCCCCACGCACUCUCUUUAAAUCCACCCCAAACACUCCCCAAUCUUCCCCAUGCACUGCUAAGACUCUCACUCUCUCUCUCUCUCUCUCUCCCAUUUCCCUCCGUUUGCUUUUGAAGCACCAACUUCUCGUCCUUCGCUAUUCUUCGGGAAACCCUCUGGAGAAGACACACAAGCUGCAAAAAUCUUGUCUUUUCCGCAGAAAUGGCCGACUCACAAGAACAGAUCAGUCGACAAAACCCAGAUCAGAAAGUCCCCUUCUCAGUCGAACCCCGAAGCCAUGACUCGAACAGACCAUCGAAGCACAAACUCCCAAACUUCCUCUUGUCAGUGAAGCUCAAGUACGUGAAGCUCGGCUACCACUACCUCAUCUCCAAAGCCAUGCAUCUACUCCUCGUGCCACUCCUCGGCAUCUCCUCCGCCCACCUCUCGACCCUCACGGCCCGAGACGUGGCCCAGCUAUGAGACCAACUCAGGUUCAACCUCGUCACCGUCGUGCUCUGCUCGACCCUCAUGGUGUUCCUGGUCACUCUCUACUUCAUGACCCGACCCAGAAAAGUCUACCUCGUCGACUUCGCCUGCUACAAGCCCGACCCGGCCUGGAUAUGCACCCGCGAGACCUUCAUGGAGCGGCCAGAGCUCACGACCACCUUCACCGAGGAGAACCUCGCUUUCCAGCGGCGGAUUCUCAAGCGGUCCAGCCUUGGGCAGCAGACUUACUUGCCUGAUGCCGUGCUCCGGGUUCCACCGAACCUGUGCAUGGCAGAAGCACGGGCGGAGGCUGAGGCCGUCAUGUUCGUGGCAGUCGACCAGCUGCUGGCCAAGACUGGGGUCAGGGCCAAGGACAUAGGGAUCCUCGUCGUGAACAGUAGCUUGUUCAAUCCGACGCCAUCGCUUUCGUCGAUGAUCGUGAACCACUACAAGCUCAGAGGGAAUGUGACAAGCUACAAUCUUGGUGGGAUGGGUUGCAGCGCUGGAGUGAUUUCUAUCGACCUUGCGAAGCAGUUAUUGCAGGUACAAUCUAAUUCUUAUGCCCUAGUGGUGAGAAUCGAGAACAUCACUCUCAACUGGCACUUCGGCAAUGACCGGUCGAUGCUCAUCUCGAACUGCCUCUUUUGGAUGGGUGGUGCAGCGAUCCUCCACUCCAACCAGUCCUCUGACUGCCGCCGCUCCAAGUACCAGCUCAUCCACACCGUGCGCACCCACAAAGGUUCGGAUGACAAGAGCUAUGGCUGCGUGUUCCAGCAAGAGGAGGGGAAGAAGAAGAUUGGUGUGUCACUCUCCAAGGACUUGAUGGCGGUUGCCGAGGAAGCCGUGAAGACCAACAUCACAACCCUUGGCCCGUUAGUGCUCCCAAUGUCAGAGCAACUCUUGUUCUUCACGACCUCGGUCGCGAGGAAGGUGUUCAAGAUGAAAAUUAGGCUGUACAUUCACAACUUCAAGCUGGCCUUCGAGCAUUUUUGCAUCCACGCCGGAGGCCGAGAUGUUCUCGACGAGAUAGAGAAGAACCUCGAGUUUACUGAUUGGCACAUGGAGCCAUCACGAAUGACUCUAUACCAAUUUGGGAACACGUCGAGUAGCUCAUUGUGGUACGAAUUGGCCUACUCAGAGGCCAAAGGAAGGAUUAGGAAAGGCAAUAGGACAUGGCAAAUCGCUUUCGGGUCCGGAUUCAAGUGCAACAGCGCAGUUUGGCUGGCAUUGAGGACCGUCGAUCUGGUGAAGGAGAAGAACCCAUGGAUGGACGAGAUUCACGAGUUCCCCGUCCAUCUUUCGAAAGCGGUGUCCAUCGGAUCUACCGCGAAAUAAGCGUUCGGUCGGGAUUUUCCCACUAUAGGCGAGGUUGAUCCUGAAUGAUACGUGAACAUUAAUUAUCCUUUUGCCUUGUGUUCAAGCACAAGCAUCAUUCCAAAUCUACUCAAGAUUAAACUUUUUUUCUCUUGGAAUCGAUUCCCGGAAGAAGUGUGCAUUUAGCUUUGUAAUUGUCCAUAUGACCGGUCAAAGCAAAUUUUUUAUAGCUGGAUUGCUUGAAGAAACUAUUGUGUAGUUCACCUAUAUUGAAUAGUUAAAUUGAGACUACCAACUUUAUAUUC